Molecule: messenger RNA, 2426 nt
Organism: Benincasa hispida (wax gourd)
Lineage: Eukaryota; Viridiplantae; Streptophyta; Magnoliopsida; Cucurbitales; Cucurbitaceae
Product: mediator of RNA polymerase II transcription subunit 10b-like
Biological process (GO): positive regulation of transcription by RNA polymerase II
Cellular component (GO): mediator complex
Molecular function (GO): transcription coregulator activity
Source: RefSeq, a predicted model, not a curated record
AAGUCCUUACCUACUACUUAAAUUAUUAGAUUUGGCAUUAAAUCCCCAAUUAGACCUCUUUACCACAUCCAUCUUGGAUUCAAAGCUUCAAGCUUCCACGGUUUAACAUUCAGCCUUCGUCCCCCGCUGGAUUUUCUCCUCAAUCUUCCUCCAACAAGCAUUUCUGAGCUCCAAGGUGUUUAGGAAGUGGAAAGAAGAUAAUGGAUUCAGCUCAGAAUGCAUCGUCAGCUGCUGGGACUGGUGGAAGCAGUGGCAAUGGAUCCGUCAUCAAUGAUACGUCAGCAUCAACUACAGUGGAUGAUUCAAAGCAAAACUUGAACCAAGUAAUCAACUCCAUACAGAAAACUUUGGGUAUCCUCCAUCAGCUCAACCUCACCGUUUCCAACUUCAAUGCUGCCUAUCAGCUGCCUCUUUUACAACGCCUUAAUUCUUUAGUCUUGGAGCUAGAUAAUAUGGUUAAAUUAUCUGAGAAAUGCGCCAUCCAGGUCCCUAUGGAGGUUCUUAAUUUGAUCGAUGACGGGAAGAACCCAGAUGAAUUCACGAGGGAUGUCUUAAAUAGUUGCAUUGCAAAAAAUCAGAGUACGAAAGGCAAAACUGAUGCCUUUAAGGGUUUACGGAAGCAUCUUUUGGAGGAACUUGAACAGACAUUUCCUGAUGAAGUUGAGUCUUACAGAGAAAUUCGGGCUGCUUCUGCUGCCGAAGCAAAAAGGAUAGCGCAAGCACAAAGUAUGUUACCAAAUGGGGAUAUGAAGGUUAAGAUGGAGGUUUAACUAGUGCCUUCUGCGAUAAUUAUCAGGGAAUUCGUUCUUAUUUUAUACUCAAUUAAGUUGAAAAGACUUCUGAAGAUCGAAUUUUCUCACUCAAAAUAGGUGAGGAGGCUGUAUCUUGGUUUCUCUACUCAAGACUGUGCGGCAGACGUGGGAUUUGAUGACGGCUAAUGAAUUAAGAUUGCAAAGCCACACAAGAUGAAACAUUUAAUUGGAACUAUCAUAUUCGUAUUCAUAAUCAUUGGGCCAGUCAAGGUGGAGAAGAAUCAUACAGUCCUCAAACGUUGAACUUUGGAUUUUACAGGCAGUAUCAACCCCAUUCAGGGGUAGUCUGAUUCAAGUUUUAUUUUACUUUUUACUUGGUAAAUGAAUCUUUCCGGAACUGGAUUCUCACUUUUCUGUUAAUAAGUAUUGUAAAUUCAUAUACUAAUUCCUUGCCUCAUCUCAGUCACUUUGAAUUUUAAAAAUGGAAAUGCAUUAAACCGCAAUUAAUCAAGGUACGACAACCUCCUCAAAAGACCCAAAAAUAUUUUGUUCCAAAGGAGAAAUGUCUAUGGUGUUAACGGCAGCCCGUGCCAGGUUUUGAGCAGCCAUAUUAUAUAGGGGGUUUAGCCCUUCCUCGAUAGCUCCGGAGAUUCUCUGGAGUCACGCAUCACCUGUGCAAGUUUGUGCUCGCUCUAAGAGGUGUCAGAGUUCAUCUUCCAGCUUCUUUGCAGCAGCGGGCACCAAGAACCUUGACUCAGGUGGCUCUCCAAUCUUGGCGUAAUCUGAGCAAGGGGAUGAAACCCUAGACUUGAUAGAAGAAAUUCAGUCAUCAACCCUAGCAGGUGGUGGACCAAUGGUAAAAGAGACGAACACUGCUACGAUCCAGGCUGCUGCUGAUUGUUACCUCAGGUCGAUUCUUAGCCCACAAUAGUCGAUUGGAAGCCCAACCGCGCCUCACGUGCUCCAGCCACCAUUCAGAGAUCAUUCUGCCAGCUUCACGACCCAACAAGUCUAGACCCAGUCGAUCCAGACCACUGGCGCACAAGUUUAGCAAUUGUCGAUUGUGCUGAUGCCCAACGUUGAGCCGUUCGAGCGUCACUCAGGGCUGGCCGACCCGUCCACCAGCUUACCCAGUCGAUGUCGAGUUUCAGUGCCGCUCCGACCCAGUUUAAUGCCCUCCAAGUUGCAGCUUAGCUAGGGCUUCAGUUGCUGCGACACGUGCAACCUUCGAUCGAACAGCCUCACACCCAAGCCACCGAACCUAUGGGUCAACAUCAUCCUUCAGGUUUGAACGGGCAUCAACCUUCUACAACCUAUGGGUUGAUUGACUAUGGAGGUUUAGGACCAAUGGGUGUUUCUUCGAUUAGGAUUCAACAACAGAUUACUAGCCUCCAACAAUAGAUCGCAACACUUGGGUCGCUUUUUGAGACCACACCCAACCCUCAGACAAACCUUAAUCCAGAUUUAUCUUCAACUUUUCCUUUAUACGCAGAAACUCCGGUAACAACCUUUCCUAAUUUACCUACUGUAAAUAUUUUAUCUAGGUCUGUGGGGAAUUCUGUAGGAAUAGUCACAGUAGAGAAACUAAAUGGCCAGAAUUAUUUUUCUUGGUCUCAAUAUGUAAAAAUGGUUCUUGAGGGGUGAUAUAAAUUUGGAUAUAUUUGACUGGCGAAA